GGAAAAAAAAAAAAAGAAAGAAAGAAAGAAGAUUCAUUCACACAAAUCCGCUGUACAGUGCAAAAUGCACUACGCCUCCCCUUCGGAUGACCCCAAAAAUGGAAAAACAAAGUAAAUUUCCAAAAACAGCCUUAAACACAUCCGGAACCACGAAAGGGUACUGAAUCACAAAGAUUCAUCGCAUAAUGUAACGACACACUUUGAUACCCCCUUCAACCAUCUCUCCUCUCCUUGAAUUUUCCAAAUUUGAAGAUGAGCUGUUCAAAGGGCAAAGUUUGUAGCAUGUGUGGUAAUGUUGGAUUUGCUGAAAGAGUUGUUACUUGUUCUACAUGCAAGAAAAUAUCACAGCAUAUAUAUUGCAUGCAGAAACCGCCUGUUGGUACUCCUAAUAACUGGCAUUGUGAACAAUGCACUGUCACACAUAAAGUAAAGCCUCCAAGAAGGGGCACUAUUCUAAUUGAUGUGAUAGAUGGUGGGAAAAUUAUACCAGUCAAUAGGAGUUGUCCAUUAAACAGCUGGAACGCCUCCACACAACCCAGACCAUUGAAGGGCUCUAGGAGGGCACAACGUGUACGAGCCAAGAAAAAUCUACCACCUCCAUUGCAUUGCUCAGCAAAGGCACCUGGUGCAUCUCCGUCUACUGUAGUCCCAAUCCUUGGUGCUUCCCCCGCUCCCAACAAUUCAACGGAGAUUCAAACUAUUGCCAUUUCCCCAGUGACCCCAGCAUUAAAGGCAUAUGAAGUCUAUUCUCAGGGGAUAAAGAUGAGUGCAAAACCUGCCAUGCAUCUUUCUCGCUCUAAGAUUGCCAGAGAAGCCGGUCCUUGUGUAAAGGAAGGGAAUGCAAAUGACUAUCAAGUUUCAGGUAAACGAGACUCUGAUGUACUUGGCAACAAGUGGCCACCAGAGACGCCUGAGGAUCCAAGAUCACAUAAGUCUCCAGUUAAUGACAUUGCAGUUGCUUCAAAUAAUCCAGCGGUUUUGCAAUCCAAACCUGAAGAAAAGAAGAGAGUAGCAAGGAAUUCAAAAGGAGAGUGCUGCGAAGAAAUUGUUAGGAAAAAUCCUGCAAAAGGCUUUCCGGGAACAAAAUCCCAUAACAAGUCAGCAGGCUUGGACACUAUUGGAUCCAGCCUACUGUACUCUAAGAAGACUAAAAUUCUUUGUCCAGUUGGUUUUUCAGGAGAAAGCUGUGAAGAACUUGUUAAGAAAAAUCCUGCGGAAGGCUGUUCUGAAACCAAAUCCCAUAACAAAUCAACAGGCUUGGACACUAUUGGAUCCAACCUACCGCACAAUGAGAAGACUAAAAAUCUUUCUCCGGUUGGUUUUUCAGGUAAUACGGCAUCCCAGAACUCCAAUUUUGCAAGGAAAUCUCUUCUGCUUUUAGAUGAAAUGGUUCAGUACCGACCAGUUUCAGACACGUGUUGGAAGGGACGAUUCAUGAUAAAUUAUCCACGUGAUACCGAAUAUCCUAUUGUUGCAGGAAUUCUGGCUCAUUUUCCGGGAACUGUAGCUCUUAAAGUUUACGAAACUGUGAAAGAAUUAAGUGGUAAGGAUAUACGGGUUAAGCUUUGCCAGAGGAGGGAUGUCUGGCCCAAACUUUACAGAUUAGACCCUCCUGACUAUAACGAUGUCGGAGUCUACUUCAUCCCAUCUAAAGAGCAAAGGUUGGAUGGGACAUUUAGAAAACUUGUAGACCAGAUGGAUCGACAAGAUUUUGCAAUGCAAAGUAGCAUGGAAAAUCUCGAGCUGUUAAUAUUUACAUCAGCACAACUUCCUCAGGAUUCCACAUUGAUUGGAGUAGCUCCAGAUGCAUGCUUGUGGGGAACUUUUCACCGCAUAAGACCAAGAAAACAAGCAAUACGAGAUAAAGGAAAAAGUCCUUUAAUUUCUACUGGCUCAGGGAGCACUGGUGGUUGUCAGGAUCAUGCUUCAGAAUGCAGCUCUCAGUUCAAGGCUACUGCAGGAACAAAGAGACCUGUUCCUGAACCUGAUGUUCCUCUUGCCAAUAAUCUAGGAGAAAGUACAACGUAUGGCUUCUCUGGGUCUAUUUAUCCACCAAAAAGGAAGCUAAACUGUACGACUGGUUAAAUAUUCUAAGCAGCGUACAAAAGGUCGAAAUAUCAUACGUGUGAGCAGUUGAAAUUUUGGACAGGCGACCUCUAACAUGGAGUAGAUAAUGGCAAUAGGAACGAAAGUAGCAUGGUGGAGUUGUGCACUAAUGAAACUAGCAAGAAGGAUGGAAAGUUAGUGUAUAUGAGGUUGUAUGUUAAACAAAAGAUUUCGUAUCAUUUGGUUUCUUCUUUUAAUUAUAAUGACCUUACCCUAUUCUCAA
This is a messenger RNA of Asparagus officinalis (garden asparagus), 2329 nucleotides long. RefSeq lists its product as uncharacterized. The coding region runs from base 253 to 2085 and encodes 610 amino acids. The transcript has 10 exons. Lineage: Eukaryota; Viridiplantae; Streptophyta; Magnoliopsida; Asparagales; Asparagaceae. The record is from RefSeq and is a predicted model, not a curated record.